CUAUCCGAGAGUGAGUUGAAAUUUGGAUAUUAUUCUUCAAAUUAUCGGUAAUUUUUGUCCAAUUAAUGAUUAUUUAUGAAGUUGUUUUAGUGAUAUUUUGUCUGUAGUUCAAUUCUAAAAAGUAAUUGUUUAUCAUAGUGCGUUUCAAAGUGAGAAACUGUGCGUGAUAUACAUUGCGAUCAUUGUGUGAGUUUCGACGGAAGAUGGAGAGAGGAACAGUGUAAGCUCAUCGGCCAGCUUGGGUCUUCAUUAUGCCCGAUGGUUGAUUUUGCGUUAUUAUUAUGUGCCUUGAGGGAUAUUUUAAAUAUCGGACUUAUGGCACAGAUAUUUUAAAUUUAUGCACCAGCCGUUGGAUGCGACUAAAAUCAUGUACGAAUUAUAAUUUUUAUUAAAUACGAGUACUCAGUCCAGGCAAAGUAGGUACGGCUUUGUAAACAGGGGAGAUAUGGCCGAUCAUCUUGUCACGGACGGGCCGCCAAAUAAGCGGCCGAAAUUGACGGAUCCGUUUCAGGGGACUUCAGAUUCGUCUGCGCUGUCGGCACAUCAUGCUUACACCAACUACGGCUUAACUUCGUCUGGUCUGGCAAGUGGUGGAGGCCCCCUACAGCAGCAACCUCAACAAUGGAACACAACCAGGAGAACAGAUAUCUUCACCAACAACGACAUGUUCAAUAUUGAAAAUGACCUGCCUGAUGAUUUGCUGGGGGAUUUGACUGGGUCAUCAUCAUGGAGCUCGGUGGCAGACGCCCCCACAUCUAAGCCCCCCGCCACAGGCCCGGGCCCUGGCAACAUGCAGAAUGGGGCCCUGGACCAGGACGGAGCCCCCAUGCAGCAGAGGCACAUGGUAGCCUCUCAGCAAUUGCAACAUCAACUGAUGCAGCAGAUGUUGCUGAACAAACAGGGUCAGUCACUGGGGCUGGGCGGAGGGCUAAAGGCCAACCCCGCCACCAUGCAGUCCCCACCCAACGUGUCUGUCAGCAAAGGAGACCCCAUGGUCAUGCCCAGCAGUAUGGGAGUUGGUCUCAACAACGUGCCUCCAGCCAACAUGAUAAUGACGAGUCCACCAGUGAACUCGAUGGGAGGCAUGGCAGGUGGAGGCAUUGUAGUAACUAACAGCCAAAACAAGCAGAAUCUUCCCACCACCAUGUUAGCUGGUGGUCCCAACGCUAAUCCUCAAGGAAUCAUGCAUCACGGGGUUCCCAACCAGGGUCUACAGAACGGACCAAUGAUGGCAGCUCGCGUGGGAGUGAUGCAGCAGCAGACACACCUGGUCAACAGAGGGCAGAGUCCACACCAGGUCCACGCCAUCAGUGUGGGCCAACCCAGAAUACAGGGGCCCAACAUGGCUGCUAUGGGCCAGAUGCCUGGAGGUAUGGGUGCUGGACCUCAGUACAACUACAACAGAGGAGUGGGGGUAGCUGUGGUCACUCCUCAGCAACGCGGCCUUGCCAACAAUCUGGCAAUGCAGGCCAACCGCUUCGGUACAGCUGGCAAUGCGAUUGGCGGAGGUGUGGUGAACAGUGAAGGAGGCAUGGCUCAACAAGCUCAGCCUCCCGCUCCGUCCCCAGCCCAGCCCCAGAGUGGGGGCCCCACAGGGGGUCAGCCGGGGCCCACACAGGCUGCGACUCCUCAGUCUCAAUCUACAACCACCACAACACCCUCCACAUCCACUGCCGACCCAGAGAAGAGGAAACUGAUCCAACAACAGUUGGUGUUGCUACUGCACGCACACAAGUGUCAACGACGUGAGAGUCAGUCUAAUGGAGAGGCUUGGCAGUGUACUUUGCCGCACUGCAUGACAAUGAAGAAUGUGCUGAAUCACAUGACGACCUGUCAGGCAGGCAAGUCUUGCUCUGUUCCUCAUUGCUCGUCGUCCAGACAAAUCAUCUCUCAUUGGAAACAUUGCAUGAGAGCUGACUGUCCUGUCUGUCUGCCUCUUAAACAAGCUGAUAAGAACCGAAACAAUCCCAAUGUAGUUGCACAGCAGGGAGCCACAGCUCUACCUAACCCCUCACCCUCGGACAUGAGGCGGGCCUACGACGCCCUAGGCAUCCAAUGUCCACCUACCACUGGACAGCUGAUGGGAGGCGCAGGUGCUGCGCAGGUGCGGCCAAGACUGCCAGUACCCUCACAAGCAAACGUGCUAUCCAACCAGCAACCAGGAGGCGUUGUGGGAUCUCAGUCAUCAGUGGUGGCUCCCAACGUAUCAUUGGACAACGCGGUCCCCACAGCCGCAGCCCAGACUGCUGCAUCCAUCCAGCAGAAUGUGGCCAACAUGCAGAACGCUCUGUUUGGCCUCAACAACCCUGAUUCAUCCAGUAAUAAUCUAGGCACAGUAGACAAUCAGCUAGCCAGCCUACAACUACCGGUGGGAGUGGGACUAGCCGGUUCCGGCCAGGUCACUGCAACUCCAGUCCCCGGAACUAAGGAGUGGCAUCAGUCAGUCACAACUGAUCUCAGAAACCACUUGGUCCACAAACUUGUGCAAGCAAUAUUUCCAACACCAGAUCCCAAUGCCAUGAGGGACAAACGUAUGCACAACCUCGUAGCCUAUGCAAGAAAAGUGGAGGGAGACAUGUAUGAAAUGGCCAACUCAAGGUCCGAAUAUUACCAUUUGUUGGCUGAAAAGAUCUACAAAAUUCAAAAGGAACUUGAGGAGAAAAGACAAAAGAGGAAAGAACAGCAAAUGCAGCAGGCUGCAGCGCAGGUACAGAGCCAGCCAGCGCAGCAGCAGCAACAGCAGGUGGCAACACAACCUCAGAUGAGGCCAGGUGCAGGAUGUGUCCCUACACGACCAGUCACUUCACAACACUUACCCUCUCACUCUCCAGUGGGUGGAGGUAUGUUGAGUGGACACCUGAGUGGACCCCGAAUGCCAUUUAACAACACACAGCCCACCUCACAGACUGGUCCUUCCACCCCUGGUAUGGUAGUGGGCCCUCCAGGUCCUAGCCCCACCCCCUCUCAGGCUCCCACCCCUGUCUCUUCUACUAGUCAAUUCUCCACCACCAACCAUCAGUUUCAGCAGCAGGCGAGGCUCAGCGCACCGCAGACUUCCCCGGCAUUCCCUCUACCUCCGUUCUCAUCACCCAACAACACGUCAGCCAGUAGUGGAGGAGUGAUGGUUUCACAACCCUCGUGUGUCACUCCUCCCCCCACUUCCUCACCCUUACCUCCCACCUCAGGACCUCCCACAAUCCCUUCCCCGUCACUCAGUCCCGCCAACACCACCACCACGUCACAGUUUGCUAGAACAACUUCCACCACAAGCUCCAGUUCAUAUACAAGUCAGAUGGCUGCAAUCACUGCUGCACUCACACGGGAUGAAGAUUCACCCCCGAGUUCAAACCAAAAUAAGGGAAAACUGAAUCAAGUUGGCUCCAAAGGUGAGAGGGACGAAGGGGAUGAUGAGGGUGAAUCUCGUCACGGUGGCGAGGGAGGAGGCAAGGGCAUGCCUAACUUUGACUGUGGAGGGAAACAGAUCAAACAAGAAAUCAAGACUGAGCCAAUGGACCACGACACAAUCAAAGAAGAAGUUUCAAUCAAAGAGGAGCCUAGAUCUCCUAAAACAGAAGCAGAUAUCAAACCACCAGUUCCCAUCGAGCCUAUAGUGCAAGGAAGUGACAAAAAGAAAAAGUGCCUGUUCAAACCUGAUGAGCUUAGACAGGCUCUGAUGCCUACGCUGGAGAAGCUGUACCGUCAGGACCCAGAGUCUUUGCCGUUCCGUCAGCCUGUAGACCCACAGUCUCUCGGCAUCCCAGAGUACUUUGAGAUUGUCAAGCGGCCAAUGGACCUGAGCACUAUUAAGCGUAAGCUGGACACAGGCCAAUACUCAGACCCGUGGGAGUACGUGGAUGAUGUCUGGCUCAUGUUCGACAACGCCUGGCUCUACAAUAGGAAGAGCUCCCGCGUCUAUAGAUAUUGUACAAAGUUAUCCGAAGUGUUUGAAGUGGAGAUAGACCCUGUGAUGCAAGCUUUAGGCUACUGUUGUGGCCGAAAAUAUACGUUCAACCCUCAAGUUUUAUGCUGUUACGGCAAACAGCUGUGUACCAUCCCAAGAGAUGCCAAAUACUACAGCUAUCAGAACAGAAGCUACGGUGUUGUGUCGGAUAGAUACACUUUCUGCCAGAAGUGCUUCAACGACAUACCCGGAGACACUGUCACCUUGGGAGACGAUCCCACCCAGCCACAGACUGUAAUCAAAAAGGACCAGUUUAAAGAGAUGAAGAACGAUCACUUGGAGCUGGAGCCGUUUGUGGAGUGUUCGGACUGUGGCCGCAAAGUGCAUCAGAUCUGCUGUUUACACAUGGAGGCUAUCUGGCCACAAGGGUUUGCUUGUGAAAAUUGCCUUAAAAAGAAAUCACAAAAACGAAAAGAUAACAAAUUUAACGCCAAAAGAUUACCAGUGACAAAAUUGGGCACUUAUAUAGAGACAAGAGUAAAUAAUUUCUUGAAGAAGAAAGAGGCAGGAGCUGGGGAAGUGGCCAUCAGGGUGGUUGCCAGCUCAGACAAAAUAGUGGAGGUGAAGCCCGGUAUGAGGAACAAGUUUGUGGAAAACGGUGAUCUGCCAGAACAGUUCCCAUACAGGGCGAAAGCUUUGUUUGCCUUUGAAGACAUCGACGGCACAGACGUUUGCUUCUUUGGCAUGCACGUGCAGGAAUAUGGCUCCGAGUGUCCCAACCCCAACACGAGGCGGGUGUACAUCGCAUACCUGGACUCAGUUCACUUCUUCAGGCCGAGGCAGUUCAGGACUGCUGUUUACCAUGAGAUCUUACUCGGCUAUCUGGACUAUGUCAAACAACUUGGAUACACGAUGGCACACAUCUGGGCUUGUCCACCUUCAGAAGGUGACGACUACAUUUUCCACUGCCAUCCCCAGGAGCAAAAAAUACCAAAGCCAAAGCGAUUACAAGAAUGGUACAAGAAGAUGCUGGACAAGGGAAUUAUCGAGAGGAUAGUUUUAGAUUAUAAGGAUAUUCUAAAGCAAGCAAUGGAAGACAAGUUGAGUAGUGCAGCUGAACUGCCUUACUUUGAGGGUGACUUCUGGCCUAAUGUCCUGGAGGAGAGCAUCAAGGAGUUAGACCAGGAGGAGGAAGAGAAGAGGAAACAAGCUGAGGCAGCUGAGGCCGCAGCCAAUGCUUACUUGUCAAUAUCAGAGGACAGUGAAGUUGGAGCGGAUGGUAAAAAGAAAGGACAGAAAAAAGCCAAGAAGUCAAACAAGUCUAAAGCGAACCAAAGGAAAAGCAAUAGCAAAAAAUCAAACACGCCUCAGACUGGAAAUGAUUUGUCUGCAAAAAUCUUUGCCACAAUGGAGAAGCACAAAGAAGUAUUUUUUGUUAUAAGGCUUCAUUCAGCACAGUCUGCAGCCAGUUUACAGCCAAUCCAAGACCCUGACCCAUUCAUCAAUUGUGAUCUGAUGGACGGGCGUGAUGCUUUUCUCACUAUGGCGCGAGAGAGGCAUUACGAGUUCUCCUCAUUACGAAGGGCGAAAUACUCGUCAAUGGCGAUGCUUUAUGAGUUACACAACCAGGGUCAAGACCGCUUUGUCUACACAUGCAACAAUUGCAAGCUACACGUUGAGACCCGUUACCACUGCACUAUCUGUGAUGACUUUGAUUUGUGUAUAACAUGUUACGGCAAGGAUGGACAUCCUCACAAGAUGGAAAAGUUGGGCUUGGAUCUGGACGACGGAUCAUCACCUGCAGACCAGAAACAAGCAAACCCACAGGAGGCGCGGAAGUUGUCCAUACAGAGGUGUAUCCAGUCACUGGUGCAUGCAUGUCAGUGUCGGGAUGCCAACUGUCGUCUGCCCAGCUGUCAGAAGAUGAAGCGGGUGGUGCAGCACACCAAGAUCUGCAAACGCAAGGCCAACGGAGACUGUCCUAUCUGCAAACAGCUCAUUGCACUCUGUUGCUACCACGCCAAGUAUUGUCAAGAGACCAAAUGCCCGGUGCCGUUCUGUCAGAACAUCAAGUACAAGAUGAAGCAGCAACAAUUACAGGCGAGAUUGCAGCAAGCGCAGCUGCUGCGUAGGCGAAUGGCUGUCAUGAAUACUAGAGGGUCUGUGAUGGGGUCGAGUGCAGUCAGUCCAGGCGCUCAGCAGACAGUGGUGAUGCCAGCUCUGCCGGCACCUUCACCUCAACACCAGCCUGGCAUCGGCCUCAAGCCUGGCACUCAGACUCCUCCUGCCAACGUACUGCAAGUUGUCAAACAGGUGCAGGAGGAGGCGGCCAGACAACAAGCACCUCACGCUGCUGUAGGCUAUGUAGGCAAAGUGCCUCAGUCUGUACCUCAAGUGAUGCCUCCUCCACAGCUACAGAGAGGGCCAGGGCCAGGACCAACCCCGCUUCUCUCCAUGGACCAGUGGCAACAGAACAGAUACCAAACAGCCAAUGUGGGCAAUGCAGGGCUGAGGCAACCUAACCCUCAGCCCGGGGCGCAAGGACCCAUCGUGGGGGCAAUGCGACUCUCUCAGCCAGGACCUAACCCCCAGAGCAAACAGGCGCUUCAACAACUGCUGCACACUCUACGAUCACCCAACACUCCGGAACAGCAGCAGCAGAUACUGCAGAUCCUCAAGAGCAACCCUCAGCUGAUGGCAGCCUUUAUCAAACAGAGGCAAAACUUCCAGAUGCAGCAGCAACAGCAGCAGCAGAACGUGGUGAACGUACCUCAGGCGCCGACCCAGCAGCUUCAGCACAUGAUGACUCAGCAGCAGAACCCACAACAGAACAGGCUGCACAUGCAGAUGCCUCAACAGAACCCUCAGAUGAUGCAACAACAACCCAACUGGUACAAGCAGCAGCAGAUUCUGGCUAUCCAACAGAGACAACAGCAACAACAACAGCAGCAGCAACAACAACAACAGCCAACUCAGCAGUUCCCUGGGGGCUAUACGCCUCAGCAGCAACGGUUACCAAUGAGAAGUUACUCGCAAGGCUUCCCUGACCAGUACCCUGUCAAACCCAACCCUAGUCCAGUCCAGUCGCCCCAGGGCAUGAUGGGUCCUCCUGGUAUGUCGCAACAACAACUCAUGUCUGUCAGGUCGCCCCCACCUAUACGGUCGCCUCAACCCAACCCCUCGCCUCGGCCAGUACAGUCACCUCGCAACCAGCCGGUGCCCUCGCCUCACCACGACCUCGGUGGACCCAGUGAGAUGAUGUUAUCACAACUAGGCUCCUCCGCCACCGGACUGCCGCCCCCAGCACCCCCACAGCCCGACGAUCUUACGCCUCAGGAUCAGUUGACUAAAUAUGUGGAAAAUUUGUAGUACAGUGCGGCUUUUUAGUUUUUAAUGUGUACUUAAAAGGACAUUUUCCUUGUCGAUAAACAAAGCAAUCUUCCUAUCCUGUGUUAUGUAAAAAUGUUGUGAUUGUUGUCGAUUAUAGUAUUAUUAUUCUGUUAGUGUAGGUGUACAUAAGUUAAAUAGUGCCGGGUGGCGAAUGUGUAUAGCGUCCCUAUGAUCCGCUCGUGCUUUAUUUAUUGAACUUUAUAAUUUGACCAAAAAUAAAGAUGUGAAACAUUUUGUUAAAGGAAUGUUGACUAUCGAUGGCCGUUUUUAGUCUCUUUUGUGUCUUGUGUAUUGUUGUUUUUGUUUUAGUCUCUUUUUACGACACAAAUGUGAGAAUAUUUCAACUACACGAAAUAAAAUAUUUGUAUGUACAUCGUUAAACCUUUAUUGUAAAGAAAAGUAACACUUAAAUCCUCUUUUUAUAUAUAGACUUAAUACAAUUAUUACAUCUUUUGUAAACAAAAAGGUGCCGCUGUGUAAAUAUAGUAAUAGAAAAUGUUUUACGUGUAUAUAAAUGUAUUAUUGUUCGAUAAAUGACUAGUAUACAUUGAUAAAAACACAUAUAUAAAUAUAUGGAUAUCUAAGAUAAAAAUAAAUGAUUGUUGUUCAUAAAAUUUGUCUUUAACUUGUCUCACAAGUUAGGCUGUGUUCAUGGUUAUGUGUAAAAAGGAUUGGAAUGGAUUUGUUACUCUAAGAUGACAACUCAUUUGUUAAAAUUAUCUUUCUUCUACUUCUUCUGUGAACUAUGUAUUUGUAGGUACUGUUUUGUUACUUCAUUCAUAUUGGAUUAAUCAUAGUUUUUAUACAUGACUAAGUGAGUGAAUCGAGUUCAGAUUAAGAUCUCCGAUAGACAGAUUUUUCAACAGAUCGUGUAAUGAUAUUUUUAUAUAUAAUACAAACAAAUAGGUUGUCUCCAGCCAUGUACAUUGGGUACUAGUUCCUCUCUACUCGCUUAGAGAGAAUUUCUUCAAAAGCUUUGCUUUUGUGAAUUAUCUCUUACUAUUAAAUUUUUUAGGUAUAUUUAUUGUUAUUUUAUUUGUUACUCCCUUUUCAGUUUGGAAUUUCAUCUUAAUCUGACUACAAUUUUCCCUUUCAAACUCGAUCCAUUAGCCAUUAUA
This is a messenger RNA of Macrosteles quadrilineatus (aster leafhopper), 8409 nucleotides long. Its product is annotated as CREB-binding protein-like. The transcript is spliced from 35 exons. NCBI's taxonomy places the organism in Eukaryota, Metazoa, Arthropoda, Insecta, Hemiptera, Cicadellidae. Gene Ontology annotation, molecular function: histone acetyltransferase activity; zinc ion binding; protein binding. Gene Ontology annotation, cellular component: nucleus; transcription regulator complex; histone acetyltransferase complex. Bases 446 to 7270 code for a protein of 2274 amino acids. The record is from RefSeq and is a predicted model, not a curated record. Gene Ontology annotation, biological process: positive regulation of transcription by RNA polymerase II.